AUGGCUUCGGAAUACGCCUCCCAAUGGAUAAUGGGGAUGGGGCGUGAAAUUGAGGACCAGAUGAAGCUCGAAACGUGGACCAAGGUGGCCAGAAAGAUGGUUGAAGAAGCCGGCCACUUCAUAAUCCCGUUGCGAUGGGUAUAUGCAUAUAAACUGGAUGAGCAGGGCUACGUCACUCGCUUUAAAGCCCGACUUGUGGUCCGUGGAGACCAGCAGCCGGAAGACAACGAGGACACAUACGCGGCCACACUACGAGCAAGAACCUUCAGAGUGUUAAUGGCCCUCUGCUGUCUUGAAGACCUUGAAACAGAACAGUACGAUGUGAAAACAGCGUUUCUGUAUAAUAAGCUCAAGCAUGCCAUCUAUUGUCAGAUGCCACCAGGCUACCUUGAGCCUGGGCUAUGCUUGAAGCUUCUCAAGGGACUAUACGGGCUUCGAAUCGCUCCAAGGCUGUGGUUUGAGGAGCUCUGGCUUCUUCAAGAAGCUGGGCGCUCAACAACUCGUCGAAGAUGCCUGCGUGAUGACUUAUAA
Messenger RNA from Hirsutella rhossiliensis, 531 nucleotides. RefSeq names its product reverse transcriptase (RNA-dependent DNA polymerase) domain-containing protein. The record is from RefSeq and is a predicted model, not a curated record. Lineage: Eukaryota; Fungi; Ascomycota; Sordariomycetes; Hypocreales; Ophiocordycipitaceae. The coding region runs from base 1 to 531 and encodes 176 amino acids. The transcript has a single exon.